Molecule: messenger RNA, 1227 nt
Organism: Heterostelium album PN500
Lineage: Eukaryota; Evosea; Eumycetozoa; Acytosteliales; Acytosteliaceae
Gene: cf60
Product: component of the counting factor complex
Exons: 7
Coding region: 1-1227 (408 amino acids)
Biological process (GO): dephosphorylation
Molecular function (GO): phosphatase activity
Source: RefSeq, a predicted model, not a curated record
AUGUCAUUGUUAAGAGUUUUAAUAUCAACUCAACAACAACAACCAUUCUAUUGUCAAGCACCAUUGGCUACUCCAUCUGAGGAUACUCAAGGAAUGACAUUAAAGUUUGUUCAAAUUUUAAUUCGUCAUGGUGAUCGUACACCAUUAUAUCGUCCACCAACUGGUCAAUUCGCAACUUGGAACUGUUCGUUGGCAACCUUUAUGAAUCCAUCACACAACGAUGUUGAAGCUAUUCCACCAGCUUCACGUCAAUUCCGUAAGGUCUAUCUCCCAGGUCGUAACUUUUUCCCAGGUAACUGCUCACUUGGUCAACUUACAGAUCUUGGUUUCGCACAACACUCUCAACUCGGAACCACAUUCCGUCAACUCUACGUACAAAAGUAUGGAUUGCUUUCUGAGCAUUUGAAUCUCUCUGAGGUCUGGGUGCGUUCCACCGACGUCUAUCGUACUGUGCAAUCGGCACAAUCCGAGCUUACUGCUCUCUACCCACCACCACCCAACGCAGCAUCGAUGAUCGAUGUCAUUGACAUCCACACCAUGGAUGACUAUCACGAGAAUAUGUCGCCAAACACCGUGCUCUGUCCAGCACUCAACACCCUCUACAACAAUUUGACAUCGCUCCCAGUCUACCAGCAGUUCAUCCAACAGAAUGCCCAACUUCAACAGACCAUCAUGAGCACUCUUGGUGAACCCAAUUUCCCAGGAUGGAGUUCCUUCAUGGACUACUUCUUUGCAUUGCAAUGUCACGGAUUCCCACUUCCAGAUGGUAUCACCGAUGAUCUCGUUCAACAAGUCUAUGAAGCAUCGUUCUUCACAGAAAGUUACCCAUUCGGUUCAGAGAGUUACUCUAGACUUGCCAUGUCAUCGUUCCUCCAAGAGGUUGUUCAAAACAUUGAGAAUUUCCUCUCUGGUGCUUCACCAUUGAAAUACGUUUUGUUCUCUGGUCACGACGAUUCAGUUGGUCCAUUCGUUAAUCUUUUUGGUCUAUACAAGAUUUGGCCAGCAUAUGCCAGUCAUGUUGAAAUGGAAAUCUGGCAAGACAACACUGGAGAUUACUAUUUGCAAUUCAAAUACAAUGGUGAAUCUUACACACUCCCAACUUGUAAUGGUGUUAUGUGUCCAAUUCAAACAUUCUUAGAUCUAUCUUAUUCUCUAAUGGUUCCAGAUUAUAUUGACGAUGAAGUCAUCAACGAAUCCCGUCCAACCGAUGGUAAACUAAGAGUAUAA